GGAAGGUCGAACGAGCAGUAUGGGAGGACAUGCUCGACAUCGUCAAGUGCAGUGUCCUCAGCGUGGUAUCUGGCGCCGACUUCGACGCCUAUCUGCUAAGGUAACCGUCACUUCCCAUGAAGCCCUUGCCGUCGCAUUUAGUGUCAAACUGCCAGCGAAUCUUCUCUAUUCGUUUCACCUCACCGCCUCAUUUUGAAGACAUGCGGUACUACCCUUAAUCUUCUCGGGCUUCCCCGUAUCCUGGAGAUUGCCGCAGUGCAUGCCAAUCUGUCCACCGUCUACCGCUGUUUCUAUUCUCGCAAGUCAUUCAUGUUUCCGGAUCGCCAGCACGGUCCCCAUCGUGACUGGAAAUAUGAAGUUGAAUUUCUUGACAAUAUCUUUGCCAACGGCGCCGCCUAUACCGUCGGAAAGGUGAAUGGUGAUCACUGGCUUCUCUACCUCACCAAUCCAGAGGAGGAAGUCUCCAUAUCUUUAUCUGUACCACCGGCUAUCAAUACCAUCUACGAUCUUGAAUUCCCCGACUACACCAUAGAGAUUCUCAUGAGCGACCUUUCACCCUCGGCGCGCGAGCGUUUCUUCCUUUCCUCCCCUACAGAUGAUCCAUCCCUCCAAGCUGUGGCCUUGUCCCAAUCUUUAGGUAUCACCGAAAUCUUUCCGUCACACCUCACCACUCUUGAUGCAUAUUCCUUUUCUCCAUGUGGAUACUCCUCAAAUGCGCUUAUCAAGUGGGGCGAAGACUCGUCUUUCGUGGCCUGCCCGAACGGCACCAAUACCCAUCCUGGUGAAGGGUAUUAUACCAUCCACGUCACUCCGGAAGAGGGCUGGUCUUAUGCCAGUUUUGAAUGCAACGUUCCACUGCCCCCCUCCCGUCUAUCACCUAACGAUCCUCACGCAAUUCCAGACUUGGAAACGCUCAUCCAACGCGUCGUUUCUAUUUUCGAGCCUGGCAGGCUCACCCUCACACUCUUCAUUUCUUGCGAAGAGAACGAAGUCGAUAGAGGAGAGAAGAAUCCUGCCGAAGCUGCCCAGCGCGCUUUCCGUGCUGCGCUCGGCGCACCCAUCGGCAAGCAGCACAAAAAGCUCAACGGCAUUCAACCGGAUGGCCCAUCUCCCAGAAACUACAAAAGGACGGACAAGAUUAACUACGAAUUUGGAGGGUAUGACCUUGCAUUUGCUAGCUUUGAGUUAGUAUCGUAAAUCAUGGAUUGUGAUUGUACAAUGCAAUAGAUACGUCUUAAAGAUACACAAUGAUUACAGCUACGAUGCGUUUACUCAAUCUCUAGUUGUCUCUCAGACUCUCCCUUUACUUGGACGGAAG
Guyanagaster necrorhizus is the source of this 1318-nucleotide messenger RNA. Its product is annotated as S-adenosylmethionine decarboxylase. Lineage: Eukaryota; Fungi; Basidiomycota; Agaricomycetes; Agaricales; Physalacriaceae. Gene Ontology annotation, molecular function: adenosylmethionine decarboxylase activity. Gene Ontology annotation, cellular component: cytosol. Gene Ontology annotation, biological process: spermine biosynthetic process; spermidine biosynthetic process. The transcript has a single exon. The coding region runs from base 310 to 1197 and encodes 295 amino acids. The record is from RefSeq and is a predicted model, not a curated record.